Messenger RNA from Mesorhabditis spiculigera, 2856 nucleotides. NCBI's taxonomy places the organism in Eukaryota, Metazoa, Nematoda, Chromadorea, Rhabditida, Rhabditidae. The record is from the annotation of a GenBank genome assembly.
AUGGCAUCAAAUUAUGUCGUCACGUGUAAGAAGGCCACUGUGGUCACCCAGGCUCUUCUGGGAAAUUUCACAGGUCCCGAUGAUUUGAACCUAUUCUUGUCCAAGAUGUCUCGUAUCGAAAUUCAUGCUGUGGCAAAGGAUGGUCUGCGGCUGGUUCAAGAGGUCCCUAUCUUUGGCCGCAUUGCUGCCAUCGCGAUUAUGCGUCCUCCGAAAGAACCAACAGAUUUGCUGGUUGUGCUGACGGAGAAGCUUCAUAUCUCGAUAUUGGACUGGAAGAAUGGGGAAUUGCGGACCCGGGCGACGGGCAAUUUGGUCGAGAAAGUUGGCCGGCCUUCCGAAUACGGCAUCAAGAUGCUCGUACAUAAGCGCACGGGGCUGAUAGUCAUCCGUAUCUAUGACGGUUCAUUGAAAGUGAUCACCUGGAAGGACAGCACCACCGAGGGAAUCACGGCUUUCAACAUGCGCAUCGAAGACUCGUCCAUUGUCGAUCUGGCCUUCCUGGACACUGACACUCCGAAAAUUGCCUACAUCUACCAGGACCCACUUGGACGUCAUAUCAAAGUGAUCCCCGUCGAGACGGGCCACCAUGCCGCUGUUCCACAUCAUAAAGAGAAUGCCGAAGAACGACUAGCGCAUAUUGAGGCCGAGGCGCACACGAUAAUCCCGGUCCCAAAGCCCUACGGCGGGGUGAUCGCCAUUGGCCGCGACACCAUCAUGUAUCACAGAUUCGAACGUCCGGCUCAGCCUGCGAUCGUCAUUGCGCCACACAUCAUGCACAACACCUUGAUCACCUGCUCGGCACCAAUCGACCCUAAUGGACAGCGCUUUCUGCUCGGCGCAAAGCCUGGAGAGCUUUUUAUGCUGUUGCUGGACACGGACACAAAGGAGGGAACUGUAUCUGGAAUCAAAGUGGAAACACUGGGACGCUGCUCAAUGCCAGAAUGCGUGACUUAUGUUGACAAUGGUGUUGUCUUCAUUGGCUCUCGUAUGGGAGACUCGCAGCUGAUCCACCUCAACGAGAAACCUGAUGUCAACGGGUCGUUCGUCUCUGUGAUCGAAACAUUCCAAAAUGUCGGCCCCGUCCGGGAUAUGCUCCUUUUGCAAGCUGAAAAUGGGCAAAGUCAACUGUUUACAUGCUCUGGCGCCUACAAGGACGGUUCGAUGCGUAUCAUCAGGACUGGUAUUGGCAUCGAUGAACGGGCGUCGGUGGACUAUUAUGGAAUCAAGUCAAUUUCGACGUUGGCCUACCAAUCUGAGCUCGACAACCACCUGGUCGUCUCCACUUCCGAUGAAACGCACGUGUUACGCAUUGACGGCGAAGAGUUGGAGCAGCUUGAAGAUGCGUUAGGCACGGCGAAUUUUCUUUGCUUGGAGACAAACGAACAUACCCUUUACGCUGCUUGUACAAAAGAAGGCAAUAUAAUCCAGAUCACCCAAACCGGCAUCCGCAUCGUAAAGGCGGGAGCUGUCCUAAUCAAAUGGACCUCUCAACACGGCGAGAUCAGUGUCAGCUCCGUAAAUAUUAGGGCUGGAAAGGCGCUUAUUGCAUCUGGUCGAUACCUUCACUACUUGAACUUUGACGGAACUGAGAUCAGCGAGCUGAACUCGUUGGAGCUUGAGCAAGAAGCGGCUUGCUUGGACAUCUCAUCUAUCGACGACUCGGACGAGGCUCGAUUGGCAGCAAUUGGGCUUUGGACCUCGAACAGUUGCGAGCUGCGCACCCUUCCCGAUCUGCGACUACUUUCGACAGAUCAGCUCUCACGAAAGGUCCUUCCGCGGUCUUGUCUACUCUCCCGAUUUGACGAAACGCUGUUCUUGCUGGUAGCUCUGGGGGACGGCACACUUUUUUAUUUCCGAGUUGACGAAGCGGCACAAGGCGCUCUCGUCGACGGCAAGAAGGUGUCGUUGGGAACGGUUCCCUUGUUGCUGAACCCGUUCAAGGCCAAAGAAAGAUCUCAUGUUUUCGUCUGCUCGGAUCGGCCGGCUAUUAUUUAUGCGUGCAAUGGGAAAUUGAUCUUCUCCAACAUUAAUGUGCGCACCGUACGUCAAAUGUGUCCGAUAAACGCAGCGGCCUACAAGAACUGCAUGGUGAUGUGUGGGGAAGAGUCGAUGGUCAUCGGUCGAGUCGACGACAUUGAGAAGCUGCAUAUCCGAACCGUACCACUUGGUGAAUCGCCAUCCCGACUGGCUUAUCUGCCUGAUUCGAACAAGAUUGUGUUGCUGGUAUGCCGAGACAAGUCCUCAGAGGCAAUGUCGAUCUCCCGUACGGCCAGCCGGAGUUCAACCUCAAAGCUCGUACCGCCGCAGAUCGCCACAAGGAGCACGCCGCUUGAGACCCACAGCGUCGUCGUGCUAGACGGGAAUACGUUCGAAGUGCUGCACUCGCACGAGCUUGGUCCGAACGAGGAGGCACAAUCACUGAUCGCUGCCCGUCUCGGCGAUGACCCGAAGUGGUAUGUGUUUGUGGGGACGACGAUGAUUGCGCUUGAGGAAACCGAGAGCAAGGCGGGUCGCAUUAUCGUGUUCGACUGCGAGCAGGACGACCGGGCGGCCAUGUCGAUCAUCAGCGAGAAGGACAUGAAGGGCUGCACUUACUCGAUGGGAAUCCUCAAUGGAAAGCUGCUGGCCGCGGUUAAUAGCUCGGUUCGGCUUUUUGAAUGGAAUCGUGACAAGGAGCUGAAGCUGGAUUGUUCGCAUUUCCAGUACAUCCAGGCACUGUACGUCAAGACCAGGGGAGAUCUAUUGCUGGUGGGCGAUAUGCUUCGCGGGAUGGGGUUGCUCACCUACAAAGCUGUCGAAGGGUCAUUUGAGGAAUCGGCACGGUAUGUUCUUUUAUGCAUCAACUUAGCAUCCAGU